Messenger RNA from Dreissena polymorpha, 867 nucleotides. RefSeq lists its product as uncharacterized. The coding region runs from base 183 to 860 and encodes 225 amino acids. The transcript has 7 exons. The record is from RefSeq and is a predicted model, not a curated record. Lineage: Eukaryota; Metazoa; Mollusca; Bivalvia; Myida; Dreissenidae.
GAAAACAUAAAGGGAGUGACUUUUAUUACAUGCAUACAAUGCUUGUGAAUUUAAGCAGCAUUAAAUGCCAUGUUUUAUUUGUGAUUCCCACUGUCGGCGUUUGGGUUUUUUGUGGAUCUUAAAAUAGCACUGAAGCGAUACCGGAUGUUUAUAGCAGACGGCGUUUUGUCAAAACUGUCAAAAUGGAAGAAAAAAGAAAACGCAAUCCCAACUUUUCGCUGCAAGAUUCCUUGCUUCUUACCCAAAUAAUGGGAGAGACGCAUCCCGACUUCCAUGAUAUGGACAUGUCUUUCCACAAGGUUGAUAAGGCUAGAUUCAGCAAUCGAAUCAGCAAAGCAACAAAGAAUGCACUGUGGGUGGCAGUUACUGAAAAUGUCAAUGCCAGAGCCCAGUUUAGAAGGGAGCAAUCCAUUUUGGAGAAAAAAUGGGAAAAUCUACAAAGGGAUCACAGAAAUCUGUACAUGGAUUUCCAAAGAGAAAUUUCAUUGACAGGGCGAGGUCCAAUUGGCAGAACAUUGUCUGUCCUCACAGAGGCAGUAAUUGAUGUUAUUGGAAAGCAGAGUGCGGCAGUUGUUGGGGCAGCAGGAGCAGCAUAUGACUCAACAUUGGCCUCACUUAUGCUUCCUCAACAGUUUGACCUAUGUGACAGUGAAGAAAGAUCAUCAGUAUCGGAUGGUCCAAUCUUCAAUGUAAUGGAUCUUGUUCCAGUAAAACCUUCCCAAAGAGUCCAAUCAUGUUCAACAACAACCAGUACAUUGCCAAGCCCAAAUCAAGCGCACUGUUGCUGUUGUAGUGACUCUGAAAUGAGAGCCUUAAAGAAGAGAAAACUAGAGUUGCAGAUAAAGUUUUAUGAGAGAUAACUUAAAU